AUGCCGUCCGCCGCCUCCCCUCAAAAGCAGACGUCGAGCGCGAAGAGCGCGCGCUCUUCGGCAAGAGACGAAGACCAGGAUGAGAUCGGGCCCGAGGAGGGGAUGAACGCGCGUGGCUUCGGAUCCCCGCACGGCAUUCAGCGCCGUCGUGGUGCCAUCAAGCAUGCAAAGGUCCACGAAAUUCGGGGUCACCAAUUUGUGGCCACGUUCUUCCGGCAGUUCACCUUCUGCCAGUUCUGCUCCGAUUUUAUGUGGGGUCUGAACAAGCAGGGCUAUCAAUGCCAACUGUGCUCGGCCUCCGUCCACAAGAAAUGUCACGACAAAUUGUUGACACAAUGCCCCGGAUCGGCCAAGAAUACAAAGGAGACUAUGGUAGGCAAAGAGGGGCAGGCUAGCCAAGAUCUU
Mesorhabditis spiculigera is the source of this 405-nucleotide messenger RNA. The record is from the annotation of a GenBank genome assembly. Lineage: Eukaryota; Metazoa; Nematoda; Chromadorea; Rhabditida; Rhabditidae.